UUAAGAUACAAGACUGAUUACUUUAGUAACAUGAUUAAUUUAUUUGGCAUGACAAACAUUUUUUGGCUCUGGUUUGCUUAUCACUCUCCAUGUGCUUGAGUCCAUGAUGGAUUCCAUAAUGUGAGCUAUACUUUCUUAACUUGUGGUCACAUGACUACUUUUGUUCAUGGUUACCUAGAUACAGGAAAUGACUCAUCUUUUCCACUGGCUUGCUGCACUCUGUUCUCCCCUAUGCUAUUGUUUAUGUAGAUUUCAGUGUUUUUACAGAUGUUAGAUGUUAGUACAGAUGUAAUGCUUUCAUUGAAUGAUAGGCUAAUAAAUAUCACUUAUAUCACACAUUUUCUCUCUAUCUGUCCACCUUCCACAGCUUUGAAAUGUGUGGUAUAUGGGCUUUAUUUGGCAGUGAUGAGUGCCUGUCAGUUCAGUGCACCAGUGCCAUGAAGAUAGCUCACAGGGGCCCUGACGCCUUCCGCUUUGAGAAUGUCAGUGGCUUCACCAACUGCUGUUUCGGCUUCCACCGGCUGGCUAUAGUGGACCAGCUGUAUGGCAUGCAGCCCCUGCGCAUCAAAAAGUUUCCUUUCCUGUGGCUUUGCUACAACGGAGAGAUUUACAAUCACCACACGCUGAAAGCAGAGUUUGCAUUUGAAUAUCAGACAGAAGUGGACGGUGAGGUUCUGCUCCAUCUUUAUGACCGUUUUGGCAUCCAGAAGAUGGCCUCUCUCCUCGAUGGCGUCUUUGCUUUUGUCCUGCUGGACACUGCCAACAGGAAAGUGUUUCUGGGAAGGGACACGUAUGGUGUCAGGCCUUUGUUCAAGUUCCUCACAGACGAUGGAUUCCUUGCAGUCUGCUCAGAAGCCAAAGGCCUCACUGACAUUACCCAUUCCAUGUCCACCCCAGCCAACAUUGUUCCUUUUCUUCCUGGGCACUUUGAGGUCUUCAGUUUGGAGCAGAAUGGUAAAGUGCAGUCCAUUCAAAUGGAUCAGUUCCACUGCUGCACAAAAGAACCCUCUCAUGCCAUCUACGAUACUGUGGAGAGACUCCCCUCAGGUUUUGAUGAAGAAACAGUGAAAAGCAACAUCAGAACCCUGUUUGAGAACGCUGUAAGGAAACGCCUCAUGGCCCACAGGAGAAUUGGUUGUCUUCUGUCAGGUGGACUGGACUCCAGCUUGGUUGCAGCUACUCUGGUGAAAUUGGCAAAGGAGGAAAAGCUGCAAUACCCUAUCCAGACAUUUUCAAUUGGGGCAGAGGACAGCCCGGACAUCAUCGCUGCCCGCAAGGUGGCAGCUCACAUCAACAGCGAACACCACGAGGUGAACUUCACCACUGAGGAAGGCAUCCGAGCCGUGGAGGAAGUCAUCUUCCACCUGGAGACCUAUGACAUUACCACCAUACGUGCCUCUGUUGCCAUGUACUUGGUCUCAAAGUACAUCCGGGAGAAGACGGACAGUGUGGUGAUCUUUUCUGGAGAGGGCUCAGAUGAACUAACCCAGGGAUACAUUUACUUCCACAAGGCUCCAAGUUGUAAAGCAGCUGCGGAGGACAGCGUUCGGCUAAUGAAGGAACUCUACUUGUUUGAUGUCCUUCGUGCCGAUCGCACCACUGCUGCACAUGGUCUGGAGCUCAGAGUGCCUUUCCUGGAUCACAGAUUCACAGCGUACUACCUUUCCUUGCCUGAGGAGAUGAGAAGUCCUAAGCAUGGAGUGGAGAAGCACCUUCUGAGGGACUCCUUCAAAGGUCUGAACCUAAUUCCUGAUGAGAUCCUGUGGAGGCGGAAAGAAGCCUUCAGUGAUGGCCUGAUGUCAAUAAAGAAGUCCUGGUAUACCAGCCUGCAGGAGCACCUGGAGUCUGAGGUGAAUGACCUCCAGCUGGAGAAAGCUCACAAGACAUUCCCCCACAACCCUCCAUCUACCAAAGAGGCUUACUACUUCAGGCAGGUGUUUGAGAAGUUCUUCCCAGGCCGGGCCACCUGGCUCUCUCACUACUGGAUGCCACGUUGGAUCGACGCAACGGACCCAUCAGCUCGGACCCUGUCCAUCUACAAACCUGACAAAGACCAGUGAUGGACUGGAGCGACCGUGAGAGGUUGACUGCCUGUGUGCCUGUACCUGAUGUCAGUCACCAGUAAAGUAGCCACCUUAGCAACCUUAGCUGUACUUUUUUUUUUUUUUUUUUUUUUUUACUUAAAUGGAGCUCAAGCAUAGCAAUACUUCCAAUCCAAUCCAAUCCACUUUAUUUAUAUAGCACGAUUUUAACAAACACAAGGUUUUCCAAAGUGCUGCACAGCAAGAUAAAACAUAACUAGAUAACACAAUAGAACCACAAUAAAAAGGUGAGGUACACAAUAGGAUAAAAUAAUAAAAUAAAAUAAAAUAAUUUAAAAUAAUUUA
Molecule: messenger RNA, 2387 nt
Organism: Myripristis murdjan (pinecone soldierfish)
Lineage: Eukaryota; Metazoa; Chordata; Actinopteri; Holocentriformes; Holocentridae
Gene: asns
Product: asparagine synthetase
Exons: 11
Coding region: 375-2060 (561 amino acids)
Cellular component (GO): cytosol
Molecular function (GO): asparagine synthase (glutamine-hydrolyzing) activity
Source: RefSeq, a predicted model, not a curated record